Molecule: messenger RNA, 426 nt
Organism: Kluyveromyces lactis
Lineage: Eukaryota; Fungi; Ascomycota; Saccharomycetes; Saccharomycetales; Saccharomycetaceae
Gene: AHC2
Product: Ahc2p
Exons: 1
Coding region: 1-426 (141 amino acids)
Source: RefSeq, a predicted model, not a curated record
AUGGCCAGUAGUAUGAAUAGCAAUAAUAACAAUAACAAUAUUAGUAAUACUAGUGAAAACGAGAGAUGUUCCCGUGCCGUGCAAUUCCAAAGCCAGGGUAUGGAAGAAAGUAUGGAUUACAAUGUUUUGCAACAGUAUCAGACUCAUUUGAACAACACACUAACGCUGAAACAACAUCUUUUGAAGCAGCUCACUCUUUUAUACGGUCAGCUAGACGAGUGUAGGAACAUGCAGGAGUUGAUGGACGUUUUGAUGACGCAGAGGCAGCUACUUCAGUCGAUUUUCACACUGGAGAAGAACACUGGUGUUUCGCAAGAGGCUCCUACUGUCAAAUGGUCUAAAUACGGGUUAGAUGUGGAACAGUACCUUGUUGAGACGGGGCGAGCGGACUUGGUCGAACGCAGCGGGUACCCUUUCCAUGAUUAA